AUGCAGUUUCAAUCUCGAUUGGCAAAUGAUGCAGCUGGGUUUGCGCAUGAACAGACGGUUCAAAGCGGUAGGCGCGGUACGGCGGGCGCUGUCGCCGUACAAGCAAGCGGCGCACCCCUCGAUACGCACGCGCGCGCAGCCGACGCGACGCGUUGCCCCUCGAGCCCGAACAAACGAGCAUCGAUCGAUAAGAUAAACGCGCAACCCCGCUUCUCUGGCUCAAUCAAUAUUGCUUGCAUCGAUUUUCAGAGCCGCAGCCGCCGCAAACGGCUUGCAAGGGUCGCAAGCGGUGGUUGCGAUACGAGCGACGCCGAUAAAUCUGUGCAUUUUGAUAUUUUUAAUUCGCCGUGGAAUUUAUUUGGUUUGAGAUGGACAAUAACGACAACUAAAUAUGACAUCGACUGA
This is a messenger RNA of Leptosia nina, 405 nucleotides long. The record is from the annotation of a GenBank genome assembly. Lineage: Eukaryota; Metazoa; Arthropoda; Insecta; Lepidoptera; Pieridae.